Molecule: messenger RNA, 2281 nt
Organism: Electrophorus electricus (electric eel)
Lineage: Eukaryota; Metazoa; Chordata; Actinopteri; Gymnotiformes; Gymnotidae
Gene: kcnab1a
Product: potassium voltage-gated channel subfamily A regulatory beta subunit 1a
Biological process (GO): transmembrane transport; potassium ion transport; regulation of potassium ion transmembrane transport
Cellular component (GO): cytoplasm; juxtaparanode region of axon; membrane
Molecular function (GO): potassium channel regulator activity; voltage-gated potassium channel activity; transmembrane transporter binding
Source: RefSeq, a predicted model, not a curated record
UCUGCACACACACACACUCUCAGCUUGACUCACUUACCUGCUCCACACGGCUGCUUCCAUCGGACUCAUACACACACACGCGAUCAUCACUUUCUGAAACACUCAUCAAGAGGAGGGACUCGUUUAAUAUAUACGGAACACACACGCGCGCACACACACACACACACACACACACACACACACACUUUCUGAAACAGGAGGAGGGCUCAGGAGCUUGAAAAAGGAGGGACCAACUUUCUGCUUCUCUGACUAACUGAUCGCACGCUCUCCUCUUUACUCCCUCUCUAACUCUGUCUGAGACACACACACACACACACACACACACACACAGCACCCGUGCUGCUGCCCCCCGGAGGACGCGCGGCUCCCCGGACCUCCCUGGUGCUCGCUGCCACAACCUCGUCCUCCUCUCCCUCGCCCUGCGCCGGCCGUCAUGCAGGUGUCGAUCGCCUGCACGGAGCACAGUCUGAAGGGACGGAAUGGCGAGCACGGCAAGCCGAGCACCACGAGCCCCGGCGUGGUGAACGCGGCGCGGGCCAAGUUCCGGACGGUGGCCAUCAUCGCGCGAAGCUUCGGCUCCUUCACCCCCCGCCACCACAUCUCCCUCAAGGAGUCCACGGGCAAACACACGGGCAUGAAGUACCGGAACCUUGGGAAAUCUGGGUUGAGAGUAUCGUGUUUGGGCCUUGGAACCUGGGUGACAUUUGGAGGUCAGAUUUCUGAUGAGGUGGCAGAGCAGCUUAUGACCAUUGCCUAUGAGAAUGGAGUCAACCUGUUUGACACAGCGGAGGUGUAUGCUGCAGGCAGAGCUGAAAUUAUUCUAGGAAAUAUCAUCAAGAAAAAGUGCUGGAGGAGAUCCAGUCUAGUGAUCACCACAAAGCUCUACUGGGGGGGGAAAGCAGAGACUGAGAGAGGCCUUUCUAGGAAACAUAUAAUAGAAGGACUCAAGGGCUCCCUCCAGAGGCUACAGCUGGAAUAUGUAGACGUGGUCUUCGCCAACCGGCCAGAUAGCAACACACCAAUGGAGGAGAUUGUGAGGGCCAUGACCUACGUGAUCAACCAGGGAAUGGCCAUGUACUGGGGAACAUCACGAUGGACAGCCAUGGAGAUCACGGAGGCGUACUCUGUGGCGAGGCAGUUUAACCUCAUCUCCCCUGUAUGUGAGCAGGCAGAGUAUCAUCUCUUCCAAAGGGAGAAAGUGGAGGUGCAGCUGCCAGAGCUGUACCACAAGAUAGGUGUGGGUGCUAUGACCUGGUCUCCUCUGGCCUGUGGCGUCAUCACUGGAAAAUAUGAAAAUGGCAUCCCAGAAUCCUCUAGGGCAUCGAUGAAGUCAUACCAGUGGCUGAAGGAUAAGAUUCUCAGCGAGGAUGGGAGGAAACAGCAGGCCAAGCUGAAGGAAUUGUCCCAUAUCGCAGAGAAGCUUGGCUGUACACUGCCCCAGCUUGCUGUGGCCUGGUGUCUGAGGAAUGAAGGAGUGAGUUCUGUUCUCUUAGGAACCUCCAACCCAGAACAGCUAACGGAAAACUUGGGAGCCAUCCAGGUCCUUCCCAAGAUGACCUCCCACGUGGUGUCCGAGAUUGACCACAUCCUCGCGAACAGGCCCAACACUAAGAAAGACUACCGCUCCUAAGGAUACGGGCUCCCGCGCCCGGUGCUGAUCCGAACACGCCACCACCCCUUUUCCUCUUCCUCCUCCUCCUCCUACAGGAGUCUGCGAGAGCUGAGCCUGGUUGUGCACCUACUGCCUCCUCCCCUUUCGCCCACGCAGGCUCGGCGCCGUGACGACGAGAACCGCCUUCUCCAAACCGCGGCUUUGUAAGCGCCGACAUAGCUGCACCUCCGACUAGCACCACCUCCGACGCCAUCCUGACCCUGAUCAGUGAACUGAAAGCCAUCACAGCUGUGUGGGGACCUGGAGAACCGCUAUAGGGGCCGCUGGUGUGGAGCCCUCUGCUGUUCAAACGGGAGAACCGCAGCCUUGAUUCAAUAAACUUGCAAAGAGCACCAGUUCUGUGGAACGAGGUGUCUUGUUCUGUGCAUCCUUAGAUCUAGCCUCUGUCAGUCCCUUGCUUCUGUAAAGAGAGCCUGCAUCGCUGAUCACAUCACUAAUUAAAGAAACAGUAUCGUUAUCAUCCUCGCUUUUGGCCAAUAAUGGGCAACGUUUGGCUUACGACCUUUGAAAUUUAGGAUAGGAACAAAAGCAGAGCAUUUUAGUCGCUAACCCAGACAAUGUCUUCAGCUGUCACACUGUGUGUAUAUGUGUGUGUGUGUAUGUAUAUAU